Molecule: messenger RNA, 933 nt
Organism: Zymoseptoria tritici IPO323
Lineage: Eukaryota; Fungi; Ascomycota; Dothideomycetes; Mycosphaerellales; Mycosphaerellaceae
Exons: 2
Coding region: 1-933 (310 amino acids)
Cellular component (GO): plasma membrane; fungal-type vacuole
Source: RefSeq, a predicted model, not a curated record
AUGGCCAAUUACUUUGUCAACCUUACCUGCACCGAAGUGGGACCAUAUUGUCCUGUCGAAGACACGAUCUACGGCUACUACCCGUCUCUGCCACUCAACGCCUUUUUCACAGCCAUUUUCGCCGCCUUUGCGAUAUUCCACAUCAUCGCGGGAGUCCUCACCAAGACGUGGUUUCUGGCUUGGGUCCUCACGGUAGGGUCUAUCGCGGAAGCAAUCGGCUAUGGCGGUCGGAUCAUGCUCCAUGAGAAUCCAUACGGCAACACGGCGUUCAGCAUCCAAGUCAGCACCCUCAUCUUUGCGCCUAGCUUCGUUGCGGCUGCGGUGUAUAUCACUUUGAAGGAUAUUGUCAAUACUUUCGGCUCCGAGACCAGUGUCCUGAAACCGGCGUACUACACUUGGAUUUUCAUUUCCUGCGACAUUGUCUGCCUUGUACUGCAGUCGGUUGGAGGUGGCAUGGCUGGAGGCGCGGGAUUCAAUCGGCAGCGACGGCAAACCGGAACGGACAUGAUGAUUGCGGGCGUGGUGUUGCAGGUGGUUGUCCUGCUCGUUUUCGCUGCGCUGGUCUGGCUGUAUGCCGUACGGACCCGGAAGAAUUGGGCAAACGUCGCACAGCCUGCGAAGGCGCUCCUGCAGGAGAGAAAGUUCCGUUCAUUCCUGAUCGCUGUCGCUGUGGCCUAUUCGGCCAUCUUCCUGCGCUGUCUGUACCGCAUACCGGAGCUCGUCGGAGGUUGGGCGAAUCCGAUCAUGCAGCACGAAUCCAGUUUCGCAGUCCUCGAGGGCGGCAUGAUUGUCAUUGCGGUAUUGGCCUUUACGGUCUGCCAUCCCGGCUUCUGCUUCCCGCAGACUGCGAAGAGCAAAGACUCCGCCGAAUCAGCAGCCUCUGCCGAGGCAUCUGCGGAGAAGGGAGACAGAGUGCCAUCGCACGAGAGCUGA